AUGGGAGAGCAUGAACAGGUGAAGUCCUUGGAUACCAACAGUCUCAAGGUCAAAGCUAAGUCCAUCAUGAUCCCUGAAUCCCAGAAGCAACUGCGGUUCGAACUGGAAUCACUCAAGAGCCAGCUACAGGCCCAGACCAAGGCUUUUGAGUUCCUGAACCACUCUGUGACCAUGUUGGAGAAGGAGAGCUGCCUACAACAGAUCAAGAUCCAACAGCUUGAAGAGGUGCUGAGCCCCACAGGCUGCCAGGCACAGAAGGGGCUGCACAAGUGGGGCCUGGAACAGGGCCGGCAGGAGUUGUACGGGGCCCUGGCCCAAGGUCUACAAGGACUUCAGAAGACUCUGCAGGACAAUGAGGAGCUACAGCAGGCUCGCACAGCCCGCUGUCUGCAGCUAUUAGCCCAGGAGAUCCAGGAUAGUAAGAAGUUUCUUUGGGAGGAGCUGGAGCUGGUUCGAGAGGAGGUGACCUUCAUCUACCAGAAGCUCCAGGCUCAGGAAGAGGAGAUCGCAGAGAACCUGGUGACCAUCAAGAAAAUGCAGAAGACGCAGGUGAAGUGCCGUAAGGUCCUGACCAAGAUGAAGCAACAGGGAUAUGAGACCUGGCUGGAGACUGAGGAGAUGCUGACAGGCAGUGGUUCCUGGAAGGCUGACCUCCAAAAGGAGCUGAGUGACAUAUGGUGA
This is a messenger RNA of Chrysochloris asiatica (Cape golden mole), 681 nucleotides long. It is a transcript of the gene CCDC159, whose product is annotated as coiled-coil domain containing 159. The transcript is spliced from 8 exons. Bases 1 to 681 code for a protein of 226 amino acids. The record is from RefSeq and is a predicted model, not a curated record. Lineage: Eukaryota; Metazoa; Chordata; Mammalia; Afrosoricida; Chrysochloridae.